Messenger RNA from Capsicum annuum, 3280 nucleotides. Its product is annotated as cytochrome P450 94B3. NCBI's taxonomy places the organism in Eukaryota, Viridiplantae, Streptophyta, Magnoliopsida, Solanales, Solanaceae. Gene Ontology annotation, molecular function: iron ion binding; monooxygenase activity; oxidoreductase activity, acting on paired donors, with incorporation or reduction of molecular oxygen. The record is from RefSeq and is a predicted model, not a curated record.
ACAGAAUGAGUCGUAUAUGGCAUCACUUGUCUAUUCAAGGAUAAGAUAUGGCCUCGAAAUUUUGUCUUGUCGAUCUCCCUAACCGUUGGAUUUAUACCCAUGAUUGAAUGUGAAUCUUAUCUUAUUUGGAUGAGCUUUUAAUACUUCAUCGGUAUAUACUACUUUUGGAAAAAAUAUGCGUGGGGUUAGGGAGUUAUGACAGUGAUAUUUAUUGCCUUCAAUGGAGGUAAACAGUGGCAUAUUUCUAGUUGUGUAAAUAUGUGUAGCCUUAUCAUGACAAGUGUCAAAGUUGUACUGGAGCACUAGUCUCUAUUGACUAUCAAGUACUAGAGCACUACGGACAGUUCCUGUUGUAUUGGGGAGGGUCUAGUGGGUUGAAUGAUACUGAGAUGAAUUUGUUGCAUUUGCCAUUUAGUGUUUUGAAUUGAGACAUUAUAAAGUAUACAAUAGUGGGGGUAAUUGUUUUGUUACUUGGCUGACUUUUCGGUGUCGCUGGUAAUGAAAAAUGAACUCGUCCCCUUAGCUUUGCUACACUUCAUGUCCAUCUUUUGUUUAUGAUAAAUAGGAUGUAUGUCUAAUUCACACAUUACUCAAUAUAUUUUUACCCGGAAACCAAAAUCUCAAGGAUAAAGUAUACAAUGUUAAAGUUGCAUCGUUUUAGCUCAAAAAAAUGUAUUAAAGCAUUUGCAAUUGUAUCCUCAAUAUUAAAGAAUAACGCAUACAUAUUUAAGAUGAAAAGAUUAAUCACUUUUAUUAAAUGCGGAUAAACUUAGUAAUUAUUAGUUUGUACUUAUUGUUUCUUUGGUGAGUUUGAACAGGAAUUAAAGUGACAAUUAAAAUAGGACGGAGGAAGUAUUAGUUAUCCUCGAGUUUGCUCGAUUACUUGUCGUUUGGUUGGGAAAAUGUUAUUUCGGGAUUAAUUAUCCACCAUAUAUGUGGGAUAACUUAUUCCAUCACUAUGAUGUAAAUGAUGGGAUAAAUAAUUUCAGAACUAACUAAUACCUCACUAAUUUCAGAUCAGUAUCAUUUAUUAUUUCGGUCUACACAACUAUAUAUUUGCAUAUUGGUUGCAGUUACACCUACUCGUCUUGUAAUUAAAUAUUCCUAAGGACAGAUCAACCACAGCUAUUGUAUAAUUUAAACAUGUGCCAAUAAACAUAAUAUAUAUGGACCGGUCUAGUUUUAUUACCUAUAUAUGCUCAUGUUACGUCGACAGUUUUAUUUGUUUUAAAAAAUUGAAAGACAUGGUCACCUUCUUCUCCCUCUUCACCACAUACCCCUUCAUCAUUCUUCCAUUUUUUGGUCUAACAGUUAUACUAUAUCUGUCGCAUUUCAAUGUUGAAAAAUUCCAGCAAGGUGCUAGAGGCGUCGAUGGACCCCCAACUUACCCCAUCAUAGGUUGCUUGAUUCCAUUUUACAAGAACCGGUAUCGUCUACUUGAUUGGUAUACUCAUCUUCUCAAUAAGUCACCAACAAAAACAAUUGUGAUAGACAGAUUAGGAGCGCCGAGGACCAUAAUAACAGCUAAUCCACACAACGUAGAGUACAUGCUCAAGACCAACUUUGACAAUUUUCCUAAAGGCAAGCCUUUCAAUGAAAUUCUUGGUGAUUUUCUUGGAAAUGGUAUAUUCAAUGUGGAUGGAGAAAUGUGGUACAAACAGCGCAAGAUGGUUAGCCAUGAGUUCACAGCUAAGUCUUUGAGAGAUUACGUUGUGAAUGCGCUCAAAGAAGAGGUGGAGAACAAGUUGUUGCCUAUGUUAGACUUAAUGGAGGCUGAAAUAAGAGCUUUUGACUUGCAAGACUUGUUAAAAAGACUUGGAUUUGAUGUGGUUUGCAAAGUUUCCUUGGGGUUUGAUCCAUGUUGCCUCAAUGAUUCUCUUCCAUUUUCGCCUCUGCUAGAUGCCUUUGAAAGGGCUUCACAGAUAUGUGCUGGUAGAGGAGCUGCUCCAAUAUUUGCCAUAUGGAAGGUGAAAAGAUGGUUAAAUAUUGGAUCUGAAAGACAGCUGAGACUAGCCAUUGAUCAAAUCCAUUCAUCAGUUGCUAAUAUCAUCCGCGAGAGAAGGAUUAAGAUCAGAGGAGAAAAACAGCAAGAGACUAAUAAAGAUCUUCUUUCAAAACUGAUAUUGGCAGCAAAUUUUGAUGAGGAGGAAGUCAGGGACAUGGUGAUCAGCUUCAUUAUGGCAGGAAGAGACACAAUAUCUGCAGCAAUGACUUGGUUGUUUUAUCUACUUACUCUCCAUCCCGAGAUAGAAAAUGAAUUGGUUUCCAAGGAGCUAAGUUUCAUAGAAGCUGGAGCACUGACGAAGCAUGAGAUACUGAGAGAGAUGAAAUUCUUGAAAGCUUGCAUCUGUGAGACAAUGAGACUCUAUCCACCAGUUGCAUGGGAUUCAAAGCAUGCAGUUGCUGAUGACACUUUCCCGGAUGGUACUCAUAUCAAAGCUGGGAAUAGAGUGACCUACUUCCCCUAUGGUAUGGGGAGGAUGGAAAACUUGUGGGGGAAGGACAAGUUAGAGUUUAAACCAGGGAGAUGGAUGCAGGAUUCAGAAGAAGAUCAAGGAGCAGAGCAGGCAUCAAAUUUGUACAAGUUUCCUGUCUUCCAAGCAGGUCCAAGAAUUUGCCUUGGAAAAGAAUUGGCCUUUAUUCAAAUGAAGUAUGUUGUAGCUUCAAUAUUGAAGCGUUUCCAAAUCAGACCAGCUUGUUCGGAUCCUCCUACGUUUUUGCCACUGCUAACAGCUCAUAUGGCUGGUGGUUUUAAGAUUUUUGUCCAUAAGACUAAAUACAAUUAGAUGAUCCCUAAGUCUCUUUCCAUGCUCCGACGAGUUCUCCUUCCAAAAGCCACCAGCAUUAUCUCCGAGGUCACUAAAGAAAUGGUUUUUAUAACAGAACUUUCAUUCUCUACCUAGCUAGGCUUUAAUUCCUGCUGAUUGGAUCAAAAACAAUUUUUGAAGGAGUUAUCCAACUCAGGGAAUGAAGUACUUAUUGGUUUUACCUCUUAAUUAGUAGAAAAGGUCGAUUACUUUGAAUAGCACAGCUAUUGGCGCACAUAAAAAAUGAGGAUGGCUCUGAAGGAUUAUUAAAACUCUAUUUCAAAGGUUGUAAUAGCCAAGACAAUUUUUCCAUCCUCAUUUUGUAUUUUAUUUUCCCUGUAAUUUUUUCUUUAUACUUCAGCUGGAACCUAGAAGCUUGAAAAAAAUUAACUAGAGAAGAAAAGAAAAGAAGAAAUUGAAAUCCUUCAUUGCCUUUUGGAUAUAACAAGAGAUGUUUGUUUUUGAAGAUAAAA